AUGAGAUUCUUGGGGACGCCUAUGCAUCACUGUGCAGUGUUUCUGUCUGUUGUUCGUAUUUCUCCGUAUCCUUUUCUGGUGUACGGCAACGCGGGCGCCUCCUCGGGCCUGGUGGGCUGCGUGCGCGCGCUGCGCGUGGGCGGGCUGCGGGUGGCGCUGUCUGGCGCGGCGGCGCGCAGGGCCGCCGUGGCGGUGCGCCGCUGCCCGCCCUGCCCCGCGGGGGACCCGCGCUGCCUGCGGCCGCCCGGCUGCCUCCGCAACCUCACCACAGGUGGUUCCUGCUCGUCCAGCCGGUUCGACCCGUGCGCCUCUAGCCCCUGCGUGGGCGGCUCGACUUGUGAGCCGCUGGGUGGGGGUGGCUUCUUCUGCAACUGCAGCCGCGGAGCCGCCUGCGACACGGAGGGCAGCACGUUCGUGGCAGCGCUCGACGGCAGUUCUUCGCUGGAGCUGGCGUGGCCCGAGGGCGCUGGAGCGGCGCUGUCGCUGGAUCUGUGGUUCCUGGCAGAGCAGCCGGACGGCGUGCUUCUGUCUGCUGGAGGGGGAGGACGAGCUGGAGGCGGAGACUUCCUGUGGUUGGCGCUGGUCGGCGGCCGCCUUCAGCUGCGCUUCAACCUGGGCAGCGGCGCCGCCACUGUCACGUCCCCGCAGAGGGCAGAGCUCGGCCGCUGGCAGCGCGCUCUGGUGAGCCGCGCAGGGCGCAAGGCGUGGCUGAGGAUUGGCGAGGAGGAGGGGCUGCUGGCCGCGGGGGAGGCUCCGCCCCCACUCGCCAGGCUCGACCUGCGCAGCCCGCUGCUGCUGGGAGCCCCCCGCGGCGAGGGCGUCCCGGCGGCGGCGGGCCUGCGCGGCGCCGUGCAGCGGCUGUCCGUCAACGGCCGCCUGCUGGAGCUGGGGACGGCCGCGGCGCAGGCGUCGCCCUCCGUGCCGCCAUGGCGAGGGCCGCUCUGCGCGCACCCACACUGCCUGCCGCGCUGUCAGCUCGGCGGCCGCUGCAGCCAAGGUGAUCGUAACGACUCAAUCAGUGAAAGACCAGUCAAAUUUACGGGAUCUUCAUUUUUCCGCCUUCCAAAUAAAGUAAUAAAAAGGAAGAAGACGGAGCAAGCCAACCGGUACGAGAUCGUAUUCAGGACGAUGGAGUUAAACGGGCUGUUGCUGUGGCUGAGUAAAGGCAGAACGGCUACGAACCACUUCUCUCUGGCGGUCGUCAAUGGACAAGUGGAGAUGAGCUUCGGCCUGGGACGGAGGCACAAGCCGCUCCUCAUCAGGUCGCAGGUGUGGGUGAGCGACGGCGCGUGGCACCGCGUGGUGGCGCUGCGGCACCGCUGGAGGGCGGCGCUCAGGGUCGACACCGGGGCUCCGGGGCGAGGGGCGGCGGCCGGCGGCGCCGCGGCCACGCUGCGCUCCAACGGCUGGCUCUGCAUAGGCGGGUCCCGCUCCUUGCCGCCUGGUUUGCCAAUGUCCUACUACGUCGGGUUCAAAGGCUGCAUCAAGGAACUUCUGGUGUCCAGAAAACAACUCAGCGUCCUGGAGAGAGUUGAUGAACACAAAAACUUCAUUGAAUACUGCCACGAAAACGAAGUGUGA
Schistocerca americana (American grasshopper) is the source of this 1581-nucleotide messenger RNA. RefSeq names its product agrin-like. The record is from RefSeq and is a predicted model, not a curated record. The transcript is spliced from 10 exons. NCBI's taxonomy places the organism in Eukaryota, Metazoa, Arthropoda, Insecta, Orthoptera, Acrididae. Bases 1 to 1581 code for a protein of 526 amino acids.